This is a messenger RNA of Paramuricea clavata, 675 nucleotides long. The record is from the annotation of a GenBank genome assembly. Lineage: Eukaryota; Metazoa; Cnidaria; Anthozoa; Malacalcyonacea; Plexauridae.
AUGUUUGAUUCAUGCACCACUUUGUUUCAAUGUGGCGAAGAGAGAUUUCAUCCAACUGAAAAUGUUGCUAAACAGUAUACGGUGUCUUUGAGUAAACUUAGAAACGAAAAGGAACAGAUGCGGAAAGAUUUGGAAAGCAAGAUAAGUGCGUCUAAAAAAGUUACAACAUCUAUUCACAAUAGAAUUGAGAACGAGCUUUUGCAGGAAAAUAAUGAGGCUUACUAUGAAAGUGGUUUCAAGAAUUGGACAUUAGUAAGAAAACACGUUUACGCUUUGCAAUGCUACAGCCAAAAAUACCUUAACGGCAAAAUUCCUCCGAAGCACGAACUACUCGAAACCCUAGAAGAAGCCCUUGAGGAAUUUUCACCAGUCGAGCGAAUGAAGUCGUUAGUACAUCAAGCUAAACCUCGUAAAAAGCGCGAGUUUGCUAGUAAGAGUCUUUUAGAAGGAUAUGGCGUAGAGUUCCCAGUCGGGCCAAGGCCAAAAGACAGUAUAUCGCGCUCAGCCUGCAAUGAUUCGAACUAUUCGAGAGACUAUUCUCGUUUAAUUCCUGAAAAUGAAGCCGAAGAAGAAGCACAACUCGGCUUAUGUAUUAGAGAAAGUUUACGUGAAAGUACCACCAUGCCAACGGCCACUGCCACUAGUACUGCUGGUGCCCCUAAACGAAUGUACUGA